ACCGAGCCCCUCCAGUGGCGCCCGGCGGUGCGGGCCAGCCUCUCCUGCUUCCACGCGCGCGCACGCCCGCUGCGGCCCCGCGCACUCCGCCAAUUCGCCCAUCGCGCCGCGCACACAGCCGCUCGCCGAGCCCGCGGCCGGGGCCCUGGCGUGCAGCGCGGGCCUCGGCGGGGCCCAGCGCCCCAGCCCGGGAGGAUGCGGCCCGGGGCGGCCAGGGAACUGAGCAGGGCCCCCGCGCCGUCCCCCGCGGGCCCGGGCUUCCAGAGCCGCAGCCGCCGCCCCGCCCCCGGGAGACAUGACUUCCAAGCCGCAUUCCGACUGGAUUCCCUACAGUGUCUUAGAUGAUGAGGGCAGCAACCUGAGGCAGCAGAAGCUAGACCGGCAGCGGGCCCUGCUGGAGCAGAAACAGAAGAAGAAGCGUCAGGAGCCCCUGAUGGUGCAGGCCAACGCGGACGGGCGGCCCCGGAGCCGGCGGGCCCGGCAGUCGGAGGAGCAGGCGCCCCUGGUGGAGUCCUACCUCAGCAGCAGUGGCAGCACCAGCUACCAAGUUCAAGAGGCCGACUCACUCACCAGUGCGCAGCUAGGAGCUGCCCGCCCAACAGCACCAGCCUCAGCCAAGAGAACCAAGGCAGCGGCUGCAGCGGGGGGCCAGGGCGGGGCCUCUAGGAAGGAGAAGAAGGGGAAGCACAAAGGCACCAGCGGGCCAGCAGCACUGGCAGAAGACAAGUCUGAGGCCCAAGACCCGGUGCGGAUCCUGACUGUGGGCCAGUCAGACCACGCUCAGGACGCGGGGGAGACGGCAGCCGGCGGGGGCGCACAGCCCAGUGGGCAGGACCUCCGUGCCACGAUGCAGAGGAAGGGGGUCUCCAGCAGCAUGAGCUUUGAAGAGGAAGAGGAGGAUGAGGAUGAAAAUAGCUCCAGUUCCUCCCAGCUAAACAGCAACACCCGGCCCAGCUCCGCUACCAGCCGGAAGUCCGUCAGGGAGGCAGCGUCAGCCCCCAGCCCGACAGCCCCAGAACCCUCGGCGGAUGUUGAGGUCCAGGAUCUUGAGGAGUUUGCACUGAGGCCGGCCCCCCAGGGUAUCACCAUCAAGUGCCGCAUCACGCGGGACAAGAAGGGGAUGGACCGGGGCAUGUACCCCACCUACUUUUUGCACCUGGACCGUGAGGAUGGGAAGAAGGUAUUCCUCUUGGCGGGAAGGAAGAGAAAGAAGAGUAAAACUUCCAAUUACCUCAUCUCUGUGGACCCAACAGACUUGUCUCGAGGAGGGGACAGCUACAUCGGGAAACUGCGGUCCAACCUCAUGGGCACGAAGUUCACCGUUUAUGACAAUGGAGUCAACCCUCAGAAGGCAUCAUCCUCUACUUCGGAAAGUGGAGCCUCGCGUCAGGAGUUGGCAGCAGUGUGCUAUGAGACAAAUGUCUUAGGUUUCAAGGGGCCUCGGAAGAUGAGUGUGAUUGUCCCAGGCAUGAACAUGGUUCAUGAGAGAGUCUCCAUCCGGCCACGAAACGAGCAUGAGACGCUGCUCGCACGCUGGCAGAACAAGAACACGGAGAGUAUCAUCGAGCUUCAAAACAAGACCCCUGUCUGGAAUGACGACACGCAGUCCUACGUACUCAACUUCCAUGGGCGCGUCACACAGGCCUCCGUGAAGAACUUCCAGAUCAUCCAUGGCAAUGACCCGGACUACAUCGUGAUGCAGUUUGGCCGUGUGGCAGAGGAUGUGUUCACCAUGGAUUACAACUACCCACUGUGCGCGCUGCAGGCCUUUGCCAUCGCCCUGUCCAGCUUUGACAGCAAGCUGGCCUGCGAGUAGAGUCUCCUCGUGCCCUUUGGGGUUGCCCAGCCUGGAGUGGAGCUGCCUGCCCUACAGAGACAGCCCUGCCUCCCCUCUCUCUGUACAUAGGCCUGCUGCCAGCUGAACUGUCAGCUCUCAGUGGCUCCCUGGCCAAGCUGACUCGGACCUGGCUCCUCUGUCUCCACUGCAGAGACAGAGGACUGGGCUGGGGACGUGUGUGUGUGCAGGGACCCAAGGUCUAGACACACACCCCUGCUCUUGAGUUUGUAUCCUGCUGCAGGUGUGUUUGCCCAGCUGGGCAGCCUCUUCGGCUGGGAAGAUAGGAAGAAACAGAGGGAGAGGAAGCACAAUGCAGGGCUGCUGUGGUCCAGCCACCCACUCAGUCUGGGAGUCAGGUGACCUUGGGUCCCCAGUAGUGAAGGGCACAGUGUGAGUGUGUACGUGUGUACUGGGUACACCCAUUUUACAUACAUAGUAGGGCUAGGAUCGGCUUCCAGGCCCUUGGUUAACUCCAAAAAGUCCUCUGACUUCAGAAGGCCUCAGCCAGCCUAGAAGUUACAGGAGUUUGGGAAAGGUUGAGUGGCAAGACCUUGUCAGGAUUGCGGGGGCCUGGCUUUGGCUGUGGGAACUGGCUGGUGGCCUGGGGUUCCCGCUCCUUUGAUUCCUCUAGGAUUUGUCUGUGUGCAUAGAGGCGGCAGGAGGUACAUGGCACAGGCCCCUGGACCAGGGCUACGUUGGGAGUCCUGACAGCAGCCAGAGGAGCUUUCUGUGGAGCAGCUCCUGCCCA
This is a messenger RNA of Lontra canadensis (Northern American river otter), 2585 nucleotides long. It is a transcript of the gene TUB, whose product is annotated as TUB bipartite transcription factor. The transcript has 12 exons. The record is from RefSeq and is a predicted model, not a curated record. Gene Ontology annotation, biological process: protein localization to cilium. Gene Ontology annotation, cellular component: cilium. Bases 296 to 1816 code for a protein of 506 amino acids. NCBI's taxonomy places the organism in Eukaryota, Metazoa, Chordata, Mammalia, Carnivora, Mustelidae.